UAACAGGAUGCAGAGAAAGAACUUCACAGAGGUGACAGAGUUCAUCUUUCUGGGAUUCUCAAGCUUUGGGAAACACCAGGUAACCCUCUUUGUCAUCUUCCUAAUUGUCUACAUCUUGACUCUGGCUGGCAACUUCAUCAUUGUGACCAUCAUUUAUGUGGACCACCACCUGCACACACCCAUGUACUUCUUCCUCAGCAUGCUGUCCAGCUCAGAGACUGUGUAUAGCCUGGUCAUCAUCCCACACAUGCUCUCCAGCCUCCUCUUCCAUGACCAGCCCAUUUCCCUGGCUGGAUGUGCUACCCAGAUGUUUCUUUUUGUCACAUUAGCCACUAAUAACUGCUUCCUGCUCACAGCCAUGGGCUACGACCGCUACGUGGCCAUCUGUAACCCUCUGCGCUACUCCCUCAUUAUGAGUAAAGGAAUAUGUAUUGGGCUGGUCUGUGGGUCCUUUAUCACUGGUCUGAUCAUGGCUGUUCUCCAUGUGACCGCUAUGUUCAACCUGCCUUUCUGUGGCACUGUGGUGGACCACUUCUUCUGUGACAUCUACCCAGUCAUGAAGCUCUCCUGUGUGGACACCACCAUCAAUGAGAUGAUCAACUAUGGAGUUAGUUCCUUUGUGAUUUUGGUACCAGUGGCUCUGAUCUUCAUCUCCUAUGUCCUCAUCAUUUCCUCCAUCCUCAGGAUCACCACAGCUGAGGGCAGGAAGAAAGCCUUCGCUACCUGUGGUUCCCACCUGACAGUGGUCAUCAUCCAUUAUGGCUGUGCCUCCAUUGCCUACCUCAAGCCCAAGUCAGAGAGCUCAGUAGAGAAGGAUCUCCUUCUCUCAGUGACCUACACCAUCAUCACACCCCUGCUCAACCCUGUGGUGUACAGUCUCAGGAACAAAGAAGUCAAGGUUGCCUUGCAGAGAGCCAUGGGCAGGAAUAUUUCUUGA
Molecule: messenger RNA, 937 nt
Organism: Erinaceus europaeus (western European hedgehog)
Lineage: Eukaryota; Metazoa; Chordata; Mammalia; Eulipotyphla; Erinaceidae
Product: olfactory receptor 10J5
Exons: 1
Coding region: 8-937 (309 amino acids)
Biological process (GO): G protein-coupled receptor signaling pathway
Cellular component (GO): membrane
Molecular function (GO): G protein-coupled receptor activity; olfactory receptor activity
Source: RefSeq, a predicted model, not a curated record